This is a messenger RNA of Odocoileus virginianus texanus, 2125 nucleotides long. RefSeq names its product armadillo repeat containing 7 (gene ARMC7). Lineage: Eukaryota; Metazoa; Chordata; Mammalia; Artiodactyla; Cervidae. Gene Ontology annotation, molecular function: protein binding. The record is from RefSeq and is a predicted model, not a curated record.
UCCCGCCCAGCUGGGCGCUGCCCCUCCCUCCUACGGCGCGCGGGUGGGUCCUCGUCUCCUGCUCCCCAACUUAGGUGUUCGGUCCCAACUCCUACGAGGUCUUGAGGCCCCACCGCGUCCCCCACAGCCCAGUCUCAGCUGCAAGCUGCUGCAGAGCCUGGAGCCAGGAAAGGAACCCGUUUCCCCUCCCUGGCCCCGCGGAAUCAGGUGGGGUCCUCGCCCCUCUCCCCAGCCUCGCCUUCCACACUCUCCCGCCCGCUCCUUGGGGCCCCUCGCCGCCCGCGCAUGGCCCAGAAGCCGAAGGUAGACCCCCACGUCGGUCGGCUGGGGUACCUGCAGGCGCUGGUCACGGAAUUCCAAGAGACGCAGAGCCAAGACGCCAAGGAGCAAGUGCUGGCCAACCUCGCCAACUUCGCCUAUGACCCCGCUAACUACCAGUAUCUGCGGCAGCUGCAGGUCCUGGAUUUAUUCCUCGAUUCGCUGUCGGAGGAGAAUGAGACCCUGGUGGAGUUUGCUAUUGGUGGCCUCUGCAACCUAUGCGCCGACAGGGCCAACAGGGAAUACAUCCUGCAAGCGGGGGGCGUCCCCCUCAUCGUCAACUGCCUGUCCAGCCCCAGCGAGGAGACCGUGCUGUCCGCCGUGACUGCGCUCAUGGGCCUGGGCUCGCCCGGCGGGGGCUCCCACCCCGAGCUGACGGCCCGGCCUGUGGUCCAGUGCAUGCUGCGCUUCUCCCUGUCGGCCAGCGCCCGGCUCCGAAACCUGGCCCAGAUCUUCCUGGAAGACUUCUGCUCUCCCAGCCAGGUGGCCGAGGCCCGCAGCUGGCGAGCGGAUGCCGCCCUGGGGAUCCCCCUGCCGAGGACGGAGGCCCCACAGCAGCCCUGACCCGCUGCCCGCCAGACGAGACUGAAACCCUGGUGGGGGCUCCGGGAGAGGCGGCGGCGGCGGCGCGCCCACAGCGCGCCCUCUCCGCUAACGGCGCGCGCUCGGCCGUUUUCAAGGUGCACUUUCUCCACAGCAGGUAUUUGCACUGUGAUGAAAGGCCCCUGACGAGCGAGGAAGCCAGGCCUUAGGACGCGUGGACGGGGAAGCCGAAGAUGCUGCCGUUUUCACGGGCCGCUGCUCUCAGCCUCGUGGAGAGGCCCUCGUGCCGGCACCCCCCCACCCUCGCCGGGUCCCACCCUCGCGGAGGAAGCAGCGCGGUCCCUGGACUCGCAGCCUUCGCAGGUGUUUCUCCUGAGGAACAGCUGGGCCUGGAGCUUAGGAGAAUUGCCUGAGCUUGAGGAAGGAAGCAUUCUCCCCAGCAGAGGUGUCUGGAGUCAUUUUGAGACGCAGAAGUGAGAAGCCUUGCUGUUCAAAGUAUAUCACGGCUCCGGGAAGCUGAGUGAGGGUGGUGGUGUGCCCCUAUCUGUGGAGGCUGGGUACCUGCUCCACAAGCUCUCCAGGCUGGGCAUUCGGCCUGGUGGAUGCUGGCCCUGAGAACUCUCUGGCUUAACUGUUGAUCCGCACAGACCUGUCAGCCAGCCACCACGCUAGGGCCUCAAACACCAGAGUGUGCCCCCUGCUGUUGAGUCCAGCCCAGUGACUUACGGUGGCCAUGAGGGUGACGACAUGUCGGAGGACAGGCACGGACUCUUCGAGCAGUGUCUCCUCCCCUCCCCACCCCACGGUCCCCGCUUGGAAGCCCUGGCCCGCCUUCUCUGCCAUCAGGGUUAGUGGGGGGGUCCCUGUGCCCGGAAGCAUGUCUGGGGCUCAGGAGGGCCUUGGGGAUGCAAGUAAGAGGGGUGCUGAAGGGAGGGGGGACCAGAUGCUGACAUAGAGUGCAGGGCUCAGAGUCCAGCGUCCGCCGCUCAGCACGGGGGAAGGGGUGUGGGCCCCCGUGGGAAGCUGGGGUUUGGGAGCAGGGGAAGGUCCUGGCCUCCCUUAAGGCUGACCUCUUACCUGACCAAGGAAAGGUGGCUCCAAGAGGAACGGUGUCCAGGUGGACAUGGUGGUGGGUGGAUUGUGGGACUAGUGGACUAAGGAGCCCAGAGGGAGGGAGGCGAAGGCCUCCUGGUCGGCCUGUAUUCCCGCUGCCCCUCCAGAGGGUCCUGGCCCUUCCCUUUCCCAAAUAAAAGGCCUUAAAAGA